AUGGACGUGUCCACUGCAGCUUGUUUUUUUAAAGUUGGAACUGCGGGAAACAGCAACAACGUAAAUGAGGUGUUUUGUGUUCACCUUGUUUCCUCUCUGAAAGAUGUGCAGCGUCGGCGUUGUGACCAGCGGGUACAUCUUUGGUGCUUCCAAUCGAAUAGCGCGUCACUUCGAAAUUUUCUUCAGGCCUUACAUUUCGCAACCGCGUUCCAGGUUCCUGCAGAGGAGCAGCAACAGCUCCACAGCGAUGUCGAUGACGUGAACGAGACCCUGGAGGAGCUCGAAGAACACCUAGAAGCCGUCAGAAAGAGGUGUUACAAGCUGAGAGGCCCCAGGAGAUGCCCCAGGGCGAUAUUGGCGCCAGCAGAAGAACCACCAGAAGAAGCAACAGCCCAAGACAAACACCCCCAGCCUGCGGGCGUGGCAACCAUUGAGGAAGUCCAGCGCGAUUUGCUCGAGGCGGAAGCCGAAGUGCGCCAGUUGGAAAGCCGAGAGGCAGCCGAGCUGGAAACGGAGGUAGACGGCGAAAUGCAACAACUGAUCGCUAAACACAAGCAGCCUUCUGCUGCUGUGGCUGAUAUGUCUGCUACGACCUCGGCAAUGGAACGGGAGGUCGAUGCUGGCGCAACAGGCUCUCCCGAAGGCGUUAUCGCCAGCCACAGCUCUCUUGCCUCACAAACAGAAGCACAGGUCAAGCAUGCUAGAGUAUUAGCUACAGUAUUAGAAGCGAGUGCAGCUUCAGCACAAGCAGCGAGGAACCAUCCCAGCAGCAGGGCAACACCAGUAGGAGAUGCGGAUGAGUUGGAAAGCGAAAAUACAAACACCUCGGCAGAGAGUGAGGAAGACUCUGAAGAUGUCGAAGACAGCGAAGAGGUCAACCGACAAGUUGAGGGAAAGGAUAACGGGGUAGAGGAAAUCAAUGAUGAAAGGGAGAAAGCAGAGAGGACAGUUGGUGGUGGAGCGUCCGAGGGACGAAAACCUCCAGUUUGA
This is a messenger RNA of Eimeria necatrix, 990 nucleotides long. RefSeq lists its product as hypothetical. The transcript is spliced from 4 exons. Lineage: Eukaryota; Apicomplexa; Conoidasida; Eucoccidiorida; Eimeriidae. The coding region runs from base 1 to 990 and encodes 329 amino acids. The record is from RefSeq and is a predicted model, not a curated record.